Molecule: messenger RNA, 1527 nt
Organism: Cannabis sativa
Lineage: Eukaryota; Viridiplantae; Streptophyta; Magnoliopsida; Rosales; Cannabaceae
Exons: 1
Coding region: 1-1527 (508 amino acids)
Source: RefSeq, a predicted model, not a curated record
AUGCCAGCUUUGUUGCCAAGAUUUGUGGUACUGAAGCAUACCAACAGUGAGCGAUACGUGAGAAUAUUAAGCAAGGAGGAGAGUGAUAGAGUUGGGGUGAUUGAUGGGUUCUUGAAAUGUGAUGGAACAGACAUUACAAGCCCUUUUGUAAAGUUUGAAUUGGAGAUAGCCAAAUCAGAUUCAAACUUUGUUCACAUUCGCAGCUCUUACAACAACAAAUACUUCCUCAUAGUAGACCCCGAACCUAGUAAUAAUGUUGAGAAUAGGUUGCGCGUUGUGGCGACAGCUGACCAACCCGAAGAAGACAUCUCUUCUUCUUCAUGUACCAUGUUCAAGCUUGAUAAUAGGUUUGGUGGUAAGAAUUUUAUAUUUAUGUCCCCAAGACAGCUUUCCUUUGAACCGGACACGUGGGCGGGGGAGCCUUACGCGAAUGGUUUGGUCGGAAGACAUAUUGGAAUCGGAUUCGGAGGUUCUUGGGUGAAGAAUUUCUUAGUGGUCGACUGGGAUUCGCUUGUCAUUUUCCCUAAAGAGGUGUCUUUUAAGCUCGCUGAGGACGAGAAAUAUCUCGCCCUGCGUCAGAUCCAACGACAUCCUUACCUGCAGUUUGUGGACAAGGAUAACGGGGAUGACACGACUGAGUUUGAGAUCUCUACUGUGGAUGAUGGUUAUGUUCGUAUAAAAUCUCUCUCCAACAAAAAAUUUUGGAGACGCAGCCCAAACUGGAUUUGGGCUGAUUCUGAUGAACAGAAUAACUUGACUGGCUUACAAAACAAUAAAGACACGUUGUUCUGGCCAGUCAAAACCGGCAACAGCACAGUUGCAUUACGAAACUUGGGGAACUACAGAAUCUGUAAGGCUCUUACCGCAGACCGCAAGACAGAUUGUCUCAACGCCGUCGCCCCCAACAUCACCGACGAUGCAAGGAUGGAAGUACGGGAGACGAGGGUCAUCUCGAGAGAGAUCAGAAACAUUACUUAUCGCUUAAAGGAUAGUAGAAUCUAUGACGACAAAGUCAUCGAUUUGGCAAGUAGCGCAACUUCCCACAACAACACUGACCGUGAGACCACUUUAUCAAGCUCAUUUACUCACACGUCGUCACGUUCUAGUACCUUCAGUAACAACUUUUCCUUCAGUCUUGGAGCCAGAGUAACAUACAAAAUAGGUCUUCCAGCAGUAAGCCAAUGGGAAGUCGAAAUGUCCACUGAAUUUGCGUAUGGUUAUACAUGGGGCGAAACCGAAACUAAGGAAGAGUCAAUCCAGAAUAUCCAUACAAUUACUGUGCCUCCUUGGACUAGAUCAACAGUCAGCCUUAUAACAAAUCAGGCAAAGUGUGAUGUUCCGUUCUCUUAUGUUCAACAUGAUGUUCUUUCAAAUGGGCACACUAGGACUGAGACCAUGCAUGAUGGGAUGUAUACAGGAAUCAAUAUGUUCAACCUCGUGUUUAAUAUCGUCGAAGAAAAGAUAGAAAAACCAACAACAACACCACUAUUAUUUUUACCUGAAGUUGGACAAGAUGAUGAUAACUAA